AUGGCCGGUCUUCACUUCGUGGGCGGAAACUGGUCAACGGAGAGUCACGAUCCGGCCACGGAGCCAGAGCUGCGAGUCGCGGCUUUUCAUGAUCCUCCAUUCAUCUGGAUAAACUCCAGCCAUGAUGGCGCUGUCACUUAUGAGGGCUAUCUGUUUGAUGUGUGGAAGACCAUUGCCCAGUCUCUGAACCUCCGCUACCGUCUGGUACCCAUGCUGAGAGGUGGAAACUUCGGCCGACUGGACGAGAACGGGACAUGGACUGGAAUGGUGGGAGAGCUGGUCUACGGGAGAGCCGACAUUGCCCUUUCUUGGCUAUCAAUGAGAAAGGACCGAUCAGAAGUGAUUGAUUUUUUGGACGCUGCAGCUGUGGAAGAAGGCGCAGGUGCUUUUUACGUCAGCAAGAACCCGGAUGAUUAUCUCAGCCUGGGCGUUGAGGCUUUCAGCUCUUUAUUGAAGCCGCUUCACGUGUCGGUCUGGUGGAUUGUUCUCGGUGCAUUCUUACUGCUCUCACUGGCGCUGAGGUUCUCCAUUCGACUGAGUAGGACCGAGGACAGGCAAACCAGCACAGAGAUGACGUGGACGACCUGCCUGCUGUCUGUGUUCGGGUCGCUGGUCGGCCAGGGCUGGCCCUCGGUGCCCAGCUCUUUGUCCGGCCGUGUUAUCACAAUGCUCACCUGGCUCCUGUACAUCAUCAUCGUCAACAGCUACACGGCGACAAUGGUCUCUUACCUAACUGUCGUCGAAUUUGAUCGGCCUAUUAGCAGUCUGAAAGAAUUCCUUGAACGUCCCGACUGGAAGCUGGUGGUAGACCCCGGCCACAGUGUUUUAACUGACUGGAGAAAAAGGUGGAUCCAGCUAUCCGACGUGUGCACCGGUACCGGUGACGUGGCGCCGUCGCCGAUCUCCCUGGGCAACUCGUUCGCACUGCUGAUUAUGAUCCCCAUCGCCGCUGCGGCCAGUCUGGUCAUUCUUCUGAUGGAGUGCCUCUUGUUCAGCUGCUCUUCAAAGCGAAUAAAGCAGAAGACGGGAUAG
Messenger RNA from Amphibalanus amphitrite, 1032 nucleotides. RefSeq names its product glutamate receptor 2-like. The coding region runs from base 1 to 1032 and encodes 343 amino acids. NCBI's taxonomy places the organism in Eukaryota, Metazoa, Arthropoda, Thecostraca, Balanomorpha, Balanidae. The record is from RefSeq and is a predicted model, not a curated record. The transcript is spliced from 2 exons. Gene Ontology annotation, molecular function: glutamate-gated receptor activity. Gene Ontology annotation, cellular component: membrane.